GUCUCCGGAGCAACGCGGCGGCUCCGCCCCGUCAUGGCGCGGGAGGAGAGCGUGGAAGCCUCGCGCCUGCUGCAGAGUUUCGAGCGCCGCUUCCUGGCGGCGCGCGCGCUGCGCUCCUUCCCCUGGCAGAGCCUAGAAGAGAAAUUAAGGGACUCCGGUUCUGAGCUGCUGCUGGAUAUUUUGCAGAAGACCGUGAAACAUCCUCUGUGUGUGAAGCAUCCGCCGUCUGUGAAGUAUGCCCGGUGCUUUCUCUCGGAGCUCAUCAGAAAGCACGAAGCUGCUCAUGAAGAGCCUUUGGACGAGCUGUACGAGGCGUUGGCAGAGAUCCUGACAGCCGAGGAGCCCACUCAGUGCCACAGGAGCUAUCUGUUGCCUUCCGGAGACUCAGUCACACUUUCUGAGAGCUCAGCCAUCAUUUCCCAUGGCACCACCGGCCUGGUCACGUGGAAUGCUGCACUCUACCUUGCAGAAUGGGCCAUAGAGAACCCAGCGGCUUUCACUCACAGGACUGUCUUAGAGCUCGGCAGUGGAGCCGGCCUCACAGGCCUGGCCAUUUGCAAGAUGUGCCAUCCUAGAGCAUAUGUCUUCAGUGACUGUCACAGCCUUGUCCUCGAGCAGCUCCGAGGGAACAUCCUUCUCAAUGGCCUCCUGUUAGAGUCAGAUGCCACCGCCCCUGCGCAGCACCCAGGACACACCACCCACAACACAGAGAGCCCCAGGGUGACGGUGGCACAGCUGGACUGGGACAUCGUGACGGCCCCUCAGCUUGCUGCCUUCCAGCCAGACGUCAUCAUCGCAGCAGAUGUGCUGUACUGCCCAGAAACUGUCCUCUCGCUGGUCAGGGUCCUGCAGACACUCUCUGCUUGCCAGAAGGACCGGCAGGCUCCUGACGCCUACAUUGCCUUCACCAUCCGCAACCCAGAGACAUGCCGGCUGUUCACCACUGAGCUAGGGAAGGCUGGGAUCUCAUGGGAAGCAGCGCCUCGCCACAACCAGAAGCUAUUUCCCUACGAAGAGCACUCGGAGAUGGAAAUUCUGAAACUAAUGCUGUAGGUUUGCAGAUGUUUGGGGAAAUUACCAUGAAAAUUAAAUCACUUGGGAAAGAAUUUUUAUGUGGGAAAGCUGAUAAAACUUUCCCUGGACUUAAA
Molecule: messenger RNA, 1148 nt
Organism: Myotis myotis
Lineage: Eukaryota; Metazoa; Chordata; Mammalia; Chiroptera; Vespertilionidae
Gene: EEF2KMT
Product: eukaryotic elongation factor 2 lysine methyltransferase
Exons: 8
Coding region: 34-1053 (339 amino acids)
Source: RefSeq, a predicted model, not a curated record